Molecule: messenger RNA, 1935 nt
Organism: Aspergillus glaucus CBS 516.65
Lineage: Eukaryota; Fungi; Ascomycota; Eurotiomycetes; Eurotiales; Aspergillaceae
Product: transcription factor TFIIIC subunit TFC1
Exons: 5
Coding region: 1-1935 (644 amino acids)
Biological process (GO): transcription initiation at RNA polymerase III promoter
Cellular component (GO): transcription factor TFIIIC complex
Source: RefSeq, a predicted model, not a curated record
AUGACAGACGAGCAAAGAACAGCUCCAUUCUACACAGUCCCACCCCACCAUAUCGCCAGCGUCGAACAUCCAGCCAUAAUCCGCAAUGUCGAUAAAGCAAUCGAUACGCUCGAGGGCAACGCGGGCAUAUCCAAGAUUAUAAACUCCUCGAGGGCUGAUACAAGAGCCAACCUGAAUCUCCGUCCAGAAGAUGUCAUGUCCAGGCCUUUGCAGUCGACUAAUUCGCAGACGAACAAUGUCCUGCUCAAGGUGACUGUUCCGAGGCGCACGGGACGGAGACGGAAGAGGGGGACUGAGGAGCCGUUUACGGAGAUGCAUCUUCCUUCUGAGAAUGAUGGAUGCCCAAGACUUAGUGCGAGAGACCUGAGGAGAAGCUUGGAGGAUAAUGUUGGGAGGUAUCAGGUUGAGCCGGUGGGGAUGGUGAAUCGGACGCAUGUGUUUCGAGGAAUGCCGGAUUUCGUGUGGUCGACGUCGUCCAGCGAAUUUACCAAUCGGUUCCGUGAUCAAAUAUUGUCUUUUGACUACGAAAAAAUGAAACAAUUCGACAUCAACAUGUCCAAAGGUGCCAUCUCCAACGUGGACAUCAUACCACCACCAUCAUACAGCCACGGGGACAUCCCAUUCAACUACUUCUACCGCCAAAACCCAACCGUCAAGCAAUCCCUCGACAAAACCGGCCAACCAACAACAAUCAACACCUCCUCCGCCACAAAAAUAGCAACCCACCUCGUCCCCUACGACAUCCCAACAGUCCCCCAAGCCGCCCACCCCGGCUGCCCGCCAAUCCCAACCCUCGAGCCAGUCCUCCAAGAAACCAUCUCCGUGCUCGAAUCCCUCUUCAGCACCAGACCAGCCUGGACAAGACGCGGCCUACGUAACUCCCUCACGAAACUCGAGCAAAGACACGCCCUGAAACAUGCAGUCCCCUACGUCGGCUACAUCUUCCGCUCAGGACCAUGGCGCGAUGCUAUCGUCAAACAUGGCCACGACCCGCGCUCCUCCCCAGACUACCGUAUCUACCAAACAGCCAUGUUCCGCCUCCUGCCCCGUGACCCCGAAGUCGCGCGUGAUGGUGGCGGCAGCGCCAACUUCAACACUACCAACACAGACACAUACACCACAGGCACUACCGGCGGACACGGCGGCGUGAAAUCCAACCGCCGCCACACCCACACCCGCUACUCCGACGUCGCCGCCAUAAACCCCUUCGCAAACCCAUCCUCCCGAACAACUCUCUCCUCCGACAACACCUUCACAACAACAACCCCCGUGCCCGCCGAAACAACACACAUCUUCACAGGCACCCCGCCCCUCCCGCACGACGGCCGAAUGUGGAUGUUCUGCGACAUCGCAGACCCUCUACUCCGAAACUUCCUCUUCCCGCCAAACCCAUCAGACCCAACAAACCCUCCACCAGGCUUUCUCCGAGAAACCUGUGAACCGGUCACAGACGGGUGGUACGGGACUGGUACGAUGGCCAAAGCGAAGGCGAUAAUGCGCGCCAAGAUCCUCGCGCUAACUGAGAACCGGGCUACGGAUGAUGAGGCUGAGUUUGGAAGGAUUCUUGCGUUUCCGGAUCAUGUGGAUGAGGAGAAUUUGAAUGAGGAGGUUUUGCAGUUUUCGUGUGAGGGGGAGGGGGUUGGUUCGAGGGAGAUGCAGAUGGCUACUGAUAUUAGGGCUGCGAUUAGGGGGGCUGUUAGUUGGAGGGCUGUUGUUAGUAGGCCUGGUGGUGUUGAUGGAAAAGGCGGGAACGAGGUUGGGGAGGGUGGGAAGAAGGUGCAGUGGGAGGAUGAGGGUGAGGGCGAUGAAGGGAGUGAAGGGGAGGAGGUUGAGAUGCAGGAUCAAGAGGGUGAGGAUGAGGAUGAGAAUCAGGACGGGGAUGAUGCGGAGGAUCAGGAUCAAGAUGAAGAUGAUGAGAUGGAUGAGGGAUCUUGA